AUGAUUAAAACCCCAUCCAUAGCUUCUUCGGUUCAGUCCCCACCAUUAUUUACCAGAAUCCUAAAAAGUCUAUUUAUCUCGCCAAAUAAUAAUGAGAUUAAAAAUAAUAUAAACCAACAUAAAUAUAAGUUAUAUUUAGUCGAAAAAAAUCAUCCCAAUGCAAAGAAUUUAGUAUUAUGCAGAUUCAUUUGUGCGGUAUUUGAUCGACUACUCAAGAGCAAUGACAUUACCUGUAAUGAGGGGAUUAAAUUGGGGGUUGAUGAUAUACUUGAUUUGUUACAAAAAGAGUCUAAAACCUACGAUAGCGAUGAACAAGAGGAAUUUGCUGUCUGGGAAGUUUUGAACUCCAGCUUGUUACAGCUUAGGCGUGAAUUAUGGAAAGAUGGAAAGUUCGUGUAA
Funneliformis mosseae is the source of this 399-nucleotide messenger RNA. The record is from the annotation of a GenBank genome assembly. NCBI's taxonomy places the organism in Eukaryota, Fungi, Glomeromycota, Glomeromycetes, Glomerales, Glomeraceae.